AUGAGGAGGAACAGCCGCAGCAGCAACAGCAACAGCAGCAGCAACAGCAGCAGCAACAGCAGCACCAUGGGGGGAGUCCGGGACCAUGGUAGCUUCUUCAGCAGCAGCAGCAGCAACAACAACAGCAGCAGAAACAGCUCUUCUAGGGUGUCUCUGCCGCUGUUUGAUUUGCCUUUCGCUCUAACGGACGAGCAGUUGCAGUUGCCGCUGCAGCAGCAGCAGCAGCAGCAGCAGCAGCAGAGUUUGGGUUCAUCACGUUCGCAUGAGUUGCAGCUGCUGCAGCUGCUUCCUUCUUCUGUCUCUCCUUGCUCUUCUUGUGCACUGGUACCCGCCUGUUCACAAGAGCAGCAGCAGACGUGUGCAUCGCCCAGCCCAUCAACAACAACAUCAGCAGCAGCAGCAGCAGCAGCAGCAGGAGCAGCAGGAGGCUCGCAGGAGGACCCCUUGCUGCGUCUCUCUAGAACUCACAACACAGACAGCUGCAGCGGCAGCGGCUGUGAAGUUGUGCUGUACAGACAGCGCACCCUUGUUGUUUAUUCAAGACAGCAUCAGAGGGCAGCCAUCAAAACUCUUCUUCCUGAAGAGCAGCUCGCUCUUCUUGCUCACCGGAUAACGCGUUGUGCCCUGUGCGGGCAGCUGGUGGAUCCUUCUUCAUUUACAUUUGAAGCGCAGACAUACUUUCAUAUGCUGCAGGAGCUCUUUGCUAGGCUGAAGCAGCAGCAGCAGCAGCAGCAGCAGCAGCAGCACCCAACACCAGGAGAACAUGGGGUGUAUAGGGACCCCCACACAGGUGCCUUUGUCUGCCCUGAUGCAGAAGAUGACUUUGCUGCUGCUGCUGCUGCUGCUGCCUUAGAAGGAGACACUUGGCAGCAGCAGCAGCAUGCACAGGGACAACGCCAGAGGUGGCAGCAGCAGCAGCAGCAGCAACAGCAGCAGCAGCAAGCGCUAUCAGAUUCAGGGUUGUCUCCCGCCCCCCUUAACCCUUACUUGAGACACAGACAAAGAAGACUGCAGGUAGAAGAAACAACAGAAUAUGAGGCAUUGAGGGAAGUGAAGAUAAGAGAGAGGCUCAGCCAUCCGCACAUAGUUGAUUAUAAGCACUCUUGGCUUGAGAUGCAUCGCCCAAACGAUCUCAGCCCAACAGUCCCUUGGCUCUUUAUUCUAAUGGAGUACUGCAACGCAGGUGCUGCUGCUGCUGCUGUUGCUGCUGCUGCUGCUGCUGCUGCUGCUGUUGCUGCUGCUGCCGCUGCUGUUGAUGCUGUUGCUGAGGCUGCUGGUGUGGGGGAUAUCGGCUUUGGCUGUUGUGCUGAGCCUCUGAUGGUUACUGCUGCGGCUUUUGCUGCUGCUGCUGUUGCUGCUACUGCUGCUGUUGCUGCUGCGGCUGCUGUUGCUGCUACUGCUGCUGUUGCUGCUGCUGCUGCUGCUUCAGGUGAUCUGGAGUCUCUUAUUGAUUUCAUGUAUAGCGGACGCGCUGCUGUUGCCUUUGCGGAGGAAGUUGCUGCAAUAAAUGCAGCAGCAGGAGCGCAGGUGGAGGGAGCAGCAGCAGCAGCAGCUGCUGCUGCUGCUGCAGCUGCUGCUGCAGCAGCAAGCCCCUCACCGCCUCCGUACGUUGUUGCGGCAGCAGCAGCAGCAGCAGCAGCAGGAGCAGCAGCAGCAGAGGCGUGUCCUUCGUCUCCUCUUGCAUCUUGUUCACCCGGGCGUGCUGCAGCAGCAGCAGCAGCAGCAGCAAACUGCUGCUUGAGCAGCAGCCACAUAUGGCGUUUGCUGCUAGAUAUUCUCUUUGGGCUGCAGCACUUACAUCACACGGGGAUUGUUUAUCGAGAUAUGAAGCCAGGGAAUGUUUUAUUAGAUUGCAGGCGUUCUGCUGCUGCUGCUCCUGCUUCUUCUGCUGCUGAUGCUGCUAGCCGAACUGCUGCUGCUGCUGCUGCAGCUGCUGCUGCUGGAGCAGCAGCAACAACAGCAUCCUCUCCCCCCGCCGGAUCCGUUCCCUCUACCCCCGCAGGUGCUGCAGCGGCAGCUGGUGCUGCUGAUGCAACACCUUCUGCACAGCCAGCUGCAGCAGGUGCAGCAGCAGCAGCAGCGGCAGCAGCAGCAGCAGCAGCAGCAGAUAAUUCUAAAGUUGUGCUCCGGGCUUUAUUAGCAGAUUUCGGUACUGCUGAGCUCUCAGGUAUGGUUAGACGGGGUGGCAGCAGCACCCGUGACUCUGCUGCUGCUGCUGUAGGUGGAGCAGCAGCAGCAGCAGCAGCAGCAGCAGGGCCGCAGGCCCCUCGCGGCUUUACAGGAACAAUAGAAUUCACUGCCCCAGAGCUGCUGGAUGGCAGCGGGAAGGAGCCUGAGCUGCGGCCUUCUGUAGAUGAUUUAUUGACGAGCGGCCCUCUCCUCGAUGCCUUAGCAAACAGAGAGGCAUUACAAACUGCAACAGAAGAAUUGGUGCUGCUGCUACUGCUGCAGCAGCAGCAGCAGCAGCAGAUCCAGUCCAGCAGCAGAAGAGCCGUGGCAAUAGCAGCAGCAGCAGAAGCUGCACGAAAUAAAAGUCUUGCUGCAGCAGCAGCAGCAGCAGCAGCAGCAAACGCAGGGGCCCUGAUGCCUGCUGGAGGGGUCGCUUUACCUUAG
Molecule: messenger RNA, 2613 nt
Organism: Eimeria acervulina
Lineage: Eukaryota; Apicomplexa; Conoidasida; Eucoccidiorida; Eimeriidae
Product: Wee kinase, putative
Exons: 5
Coding region: 1-2613 (870 amino acids)
Biological process (GO): protein phosphorylation
Molecular function (GO): ATP binding; protein kinase activity
Source: RefSeq, a predicted model, not a curated record